AUGGACAAUUCCACUCAAGAAUCCCAUCUCCGAUCCGAUAACAACUCCGUCACCUACGAUUCUCCUCAUCCUCUUUACGCCAUGGCUUUCUCUUCAAACCCCAAUCCCCAACAACACCAACGAAUCGCCGUCGGAAGUUUCAUCGAAGAAUACACUAACCGCAUCGAUAUCCUCUCUUUCAACCCCGAUACUCUCUCCAUUAAACCUCAACCUUCACUUUCAUUCGAUCACCCUUAUCCACCUACCAAACUCAUGUUCCACCCCGCAACCCAUUCACCCCUUCAGAAAACAUCCUCCGACCUCCUCGCUACCUCCGGCGACUAUCUCCGUCUCUGGGAAGUUCGUGAGAAUUCCGUCGAGGCUCUUUCACUUUUCAACAACAGCAAAACCAGCGAGUUUUGUGCUCCGUUAACCUCCUUCGACUGGAACGAAAUUGAGCCGAAACGCAUCGGAACUUCGAGUAUCGACACGACUUGUACUAUCUGGGACAUUGAAAGAGGGGUUGUAGAAACUCAGCUUAUUGCACAUGAUAAAGAGGUUUACGAUAUCGCUUGGGGGGAAUCGAGAGUUUUUGCUUCUGUUUCUGCUGAUGGGUCUGUUAGGAUCUUUGAUCUAAGAGACAAAGAGCAUUCUACUAUUAUCUAUGAGAGUCCUCAACCAGACACUCCUUUGCUUCGUUUGGCUUGGAACAAGAAGGAUUUGAGAUACAUGGCAACUAUUUUGAUGGAUAGUAAUAAAGUUGUGAUUUUGGAUAUUCGAUCACCAACCAUGCCUGUGGCGGAAUUGGAGAGGCAUCGUGCUGGUGUUAAUGCGAUUGCUUGGGCUCCAAGAAGCUCUAAGCAUAUUUGUUCCGCCGGAGAUGAUACCCAGGCUCUUAUGUGGGAGUUGCCUGCUGUGGCUGGUCCAAAUGGGAUUGAUCCAAUGUCUAUGUAUUCUUCUGGCUAUGAAAUUAAUCAGCUUCAGUGGUCUGCUGCUCAGCCUGAUUGGAUUGCAAUUGCUUUUGCAAACAAGAUGCAGCUUUUGAGGGUAUGA
Molecule: messenger RNA, 1032 nt
Organism: Lathyrus sativus (Indian pea)
Lineage: Eukaryota; Viridiplantae; Streptophyta; Magnoliopsida; Fabales; Fabaceae
Source: the annotation of a GenBank genome assembly